AUGGCCGGCGCAAAGGGGAAGAAAAAGCAAUCGCGCCUUGCCUUUGCCCCGAUCCAAGACUCUCCACCGUCCCAUCGAACGGAUGCAUCUCAAUCAGCGCUUACGCCAUCUAGACUUCGAUAUACGAAUCCGUUUACUGGGAAUAUUACCGUGAGGGGACAGUUGCAGUUGGAGGAUUAUGUGAGAAGUUGGGGAAAUUCGAUGGUGGGCGGUGGUGAUAAAGAAGAGUUGGCCGAGCCCGGGCAACCUUCAUCUGAGCUUGAUGCGAAGCGGAAUUUAUCAAAUAGCUCCUCCAAACAGACUAAACCUGAUCCUAUAUCAAUCCCCCAAGAAGCUUCAUCCGAUGACGAAGUCAUUCGACCUUCCAAACGACGACGGAUCGCAACUGGCGCGGUGAACGAUAACGGGUCCGACCAAGAUUCUCAUACGUCAGCUUCACCGAGCGAAGAGAACAACUUACAAAACAACGAUACCACAGACGACGACUUCGAAAUGGGACGCCGUCCGACCAAGCGAACCCCGCAUAGACGGAGUCAGCGACUCCUCGCGAGCUCACCGACAGAGACUAAGGCACGCAGGAACUCCUUGAAAACGGACUUGUCAAACAUAAGAGAACCGGAGGACAGUGAUGCAAAUGAGCUGGCAUCUCCUGGCACUCAUCGCAAGCGCACCAGCCGUCCAAGCCGCAAGCAAAAAAGCCCAUCUGUCAUUGAUCUCGACGACUCGGACGUGGUUAUUACAAGUCACCAGCGGAAGAAACGCAAGCAAAAUGAUCAACCCAACCAUGAGCAGGUAGAUGAAGGAGAAGAUUCGGAUGAUGAUAUUAUCGCUCCUACCCCGUCACGACGCAGCUCUAGGAAGUCACCACAGAAAUCCGUUGAUACUGGUAGUGAAGAGCUUCCAAAGACUCCAAGAAAAUACUCUCAACAAGACGAGCUGGAUCUUGAAGAGGACUUGGAGGAUCUCAGGGACACAGUCGUUCGAGAAAAGCGUACACGUGGUUCGGCGGUCAACUCAGCCAGGAGCAACCGUCAGAAACAUCUAGAAAUGCUACGACGCCGUCGUGCUGGCGAGAAGGAUAUUUCCGAGGAAGAGGACGAAGACGAGCAAGAAGAUGAAGAAGAAUCUCAGCCGCACUAUGCAAGCACCGCUGGUAUGAACUGGGAUGACUACUCAAGAAUACGAGACGAUUCAGACAGCGACGCCGCAUCGAUCAUCGAAGCGAAUGAGGAUCUUGACGCAGAUGACUCCUCAUUUGUUGAAGAUGAUGGCGAACUAGGCGUCCCUGUCAAUGUCCCCUUUGAAUUCAGCCGCCACCGCACAAAGACUACCCGAGACUGUUUCCGUGACGUCGUCGAAUGGAUGGUUCACAGCAAACUCAACCCAGCAUUCCACCGCAACGACGAUGUAUACAAAUUCGCAUUCAUAAAGAUGAGCGAUGAAGUCGUUGGACGAGCCGGGUCGCAACUGAUAUCUACUGUAUGGAAUGCAGAUUUUGUGAACACGUUGCGUGCUCGUCCUCAUCUUGAUGUUACUGCGUAUCCGCUCGAUGAGGGUCAUAAGUGCGACGCCUGCAAUCGGUCAAAGCAUCCGGCUUCUUCAGAUCUCAAAUUUACCGGAAAGCCAUACUCUGAGGAGACCCUUGAACCGCUAUACGAAAGUGACGAUAGCGACAGUGACGGUAGUGAUACUAGUGAUGUGGAUGGGAACAGCCACGACAGAGAUCGCGACGGCCACAUUUUGCCGUCUGAAGAUAGGCAUUAUUACCUCGGCAGAACAUGCAAAUCUAAUGCCGUCCUUACCCACACUCUAAUCCACUGGCGCUUCCACCUCUACGAGUGGGUGGUCGACUACCUCAACCACAAAGAAGAGCUACUAUCAAACCCGCAGAAAUCCCUUGAACGGGAGAAAAUGUCGGCCAAGAAACGAACCAAAUACGCCAACCAUGUGGUUGAUCAGAUGGAUGAGGAUGGGGAGGUGCAGCGUCUGUGGACUGAUUUCCAUCAGACUAUUCGGACGGUUAGGGAGAUGAAGGACGUUCGUCAGUUCUGA
Molecule: messenger RNA, 2052 nt
Organism: Talaromyces marneffei
Lineage: Eukaryota; Fungi; Ascomycota; Eurotiomycetes; Eurotiales; Trichocomaceae
Exons: 5
Coding region: 1-2052 (683 amino acids)
Cellular component (GO): nucleus
Source: RefSeq, a predicted model, not a curated record